Molecule: messenger RNA, 394 nt
Organism: Brassica oleracea var. oleracea
Lineage: Eukaryota; Viridiplantae; Streptophyta; Magnoliopsida; Brassicales; Brassicaceae
Exons: 3
Coding region: 1-294 (97 amino acids)
Source: RefSeq, a predicted model, not a curated record
AUGCCUCCGAGUCAACCAGGAGCAGAUGAUGUAUGUGAGUCUAAAGUUGGGGCUGAUCUUUUGGACAUCUUUCGUAGAAAGGAAGAAACAUUAGCUCUAGAUGCACGAUUUGGAGAUAGCAAACUAAACCUUGUCUCGCCCUCACUGUCACCAUUAAUCCCAUCUCCAUCUCGUGUAAAAGGAGGAGGUUGUGGUCGAGUAAAGUUUGGGAUUAAAUCUGCAGCUGUUAGAGUAGAAGGAUUCGAUUGCUUAGACAGGGACCGCCAAAACUCAAGCAUACCUGCCAUGGCUUAGGAACGCCAAAACUCAAGCAUACCCACAGGUUUUGUUAUUUAUCCCUUCAAGUAGUUGUUUCCAUUUCUUUGUGGAUUGUGAAUUUUAUAACUUUCUUUGA